ACCGGCACGUCAUCGGCGACCUUCAUUCAACCUUUUGACGUCUCGCUCUGGCUCAAAAUACUGGCCGCAGUCGUUCGGUUCAUUUAAACUGUGUGUGCACGCCUUCCAGUAAAGGUCGCUAGAAGCCGAAUAUCUGUGCUCUCGUUUUUGGUGAAGUAACAUUCAAACCGCAAACCUAUCAACAUGACUACCUACUUCAACUACCCACCCAAGGAUGUCCAGGAGGAGCUGGCCCGCAUUGCCAAGGCUAUCGUUGCCCCCGGCAAGGGAAUCCUGGCCGCUGACGAGUCGACCGCCACCUGCGGCAAGCGUUUCGCUGACAUCGGCGUCGAGAACAACGAGGACAACCGUCGCCAGUACCGUCAGCUGCUGUUCACCGCCGACGAUCGUCUCCAGGAGAACAUCUCCGGUGUGAUUCUGUUCCACGAAACGCUGUACCAGAAGGCCGAUGACGGUACCCCACUGGCCGCCAUGCUGAAGAAGAAGGGCAUCCUGGCCGGUAUCAAGGUCGACAAGGGUGUCGUCGAUCUGAUGGGAUCCGAGGGCGAGUGCACCACCCAGGGCUUGGACGACCUGGGUGCCCGCUGCGCUCAGUACAAGAAGGACGGCUGCGACUUUGCCAAGUGGCGUUGCGUGCUGAAGAUCGGCAAGAACACCCCCAGCUACCAGGCCAUCCUGGAGAACGCCAACGUGCUGGCCCGCUACGCUUCGGUGUGCCAGUCGCAGCGUAUCGUGCCGAUCGUCGAGCCCGAGAUCCUCCCCGACGGUGACCAUGAUCUGGAACGUUGCCAGAAGGUCACCGAGACGGUGCUGGCCGCGGUGUACAAGGCCCUCAAUGACCACCACGUCUUCCUGGAGGGAACUCUGUUGAAGCCGAACAUGGUCACCGCCGGACAGAGCUGCGCCAAGAAGCCGUCCGCCCAGGAGAUCGCCCUGGCCACCGUGUUGGCCCUGCGCCGUACUGUGCCAGCUGCCGUGCCCGGAGUCACUUUCCUGUCCGGUGGACAGUCCGAGGAGGAAGCCUCCGUCAAUCUGAACGCCAUCAACCAGGUCCCGCUGCUGAGACCAUGGGCCCUGACCUUCUCGUAUGGACGUGCCCUGCAGGCUUCGGUACUGCGCGCCUGGGGAGGCAAGAAGGAGAACCUCAAGGCCGCUCAGGAUGAGCUCAUCAAGCGCGCCAAGGCCAACGGUGAUGCUUCCUUGGGCAAGUACGGUGGUGGUGUCGUCGGAGCCGCUGGACAGGGUAGCUUAUUCGUCGCCAACCACGCUUACUAAGCGUCCCCUGGUAGGCAUAAUCCAACCCUUCACCUCAAAUAAGAAAAACCUCUCCUCCUCAACGAAAAGUGUCGCCAAGCACAUAUUAAAGCAAGCAACCCAGUACAGAACACCCAGACCUACUAACCUCAGCAUAUAUCUGUAGCCUAUGGUUGUUAAUAGUUGUUUGCACUCACUUCCUCUCACCCAGGGGGAAAAAGCUUGAGAGUGUGCUUCGUAGAACUGGAUAGGUACAACUCAAAUAAAGUCACACCGAUAGAAAAAAAAAAUCUCAUCCGCAAUGAUGCUGGUAGUUGAACACGAGAGGAUUUUGAUCAAUAGGACAGGACACAAAGAUAAGACACUAAACGCAAUUAUCAUCAGACAACAAACUAUAGUAAUUUGUUAAAAUGUUGGCAAAGGCAACGCAGGAGAAGCCAUGCUUCAUAAAAUUAAGCGUAAACAAGAUUGCUAGUAAGAUUCAUCGAAGGAGUAGAAUCACCAUCAGGAAAAAAAUCUUCAGUUCUUACAAUAGUCAAACAGGGAAAAAUUAUACUCAUUUCAAAAUGUGUCGUUACAUCAAGCAUACAUAAUCGAUCCAAAACGCAGGACACAAAAAAAACUACAAAUUAUACCUCGUGAAGUUUUUUGAAACCAAAUCCAGUGAACGUAAGGGAGAAGAUUAUUAGGAUUAAACUGUUUCGUUCUAACGUUAGUUUUACGUAUUUAAACAAAAACCACGGUUAUUACAAAAUGGACUACACAGUUGGUUGAACUAGACAAGGAAAUAAACUGAGCGUAAUGAUUAAAUCAAA
Aedes aegypti (yellow fever mosquito) is the source of this 2069-nucleotide messenger RNA. It is a transcript of the gene Ald1, whose product is annotated as fructose-bisphosphate aldolase. The record is from RefSeq and is a predicted model, not a curated record. Bases 184 to 1275 code for a protein of 363 amino acids. The transcript is spliced from 5 exons. Gene Ontology annotation, molecular function: fructose-bisphosphate aldolase activity. NCBI's taxonomy places the organism in Eukaryota, Metazoa, Arthropoda, Insecta, Diptera, Culicidae. Gene Ontology annotation, cellular component: cytosol. Gene Ontology annotation, biological process: fructose 1,6-bisphosphate metabolic process; glycolytic process.